Molecule: messenger RNA, 5395 nt
Organism: Leucoraja erinaceus (little skate)
Lineage: Eukaryota; Metazoa; Chordata; Chondrichthyes; Rajiformes; Rajidae
Exons: 2
Coding region: 3008-4177 (389 amino acids)
Molecular function (GO): catalytic activity
Source: RefSeq, a predicted model, not a curated record
AGGACUCUUUAUGACAAGUUUUGAGUAAAAUUUCAGAACUUCUUUAACUACAAAACCCCUGUAAGGGAGCAUUGUAAGAAGGCAAAACAAUGUGAGCUUGUAUUUUUACCAUUGCACCUACUUCCACAGAGGGCUCUAUCUAGCAACCAACCUGAGAAGUGGUCAUGUUCACUGCAAGUGUAAUUGGAGUAGCUGCUUUACACCAGAGCCAAAGCACUGGUGUGACCUGGGUGUGAAGCAGAGAUGCUGUGUCAUUUGUUGAUGGGUUCUGCAAUGUCAUGUUGAGGUUGUACCUCUUUAUCAAUAAAAAUAAGAAUCAGUGUGCAGGUCCACCACCGACUUUCUGGCAAUUGGUGGUCCAGUCCCGACUGUAAUACAAACAAAAUCCCCCUCACACCCCCAGUUCCCCCUGAAAAUGUGGCGGCUGGGGAGGCGCCUGGGAGAGCAGGCUGGGAGAGGCGGCUGAUCUCAAUCCCAUCUGGACUUCAGCGCCACUUGGCGGUCGAAUUUGCUGCCUGCAGCCAGGGCUCUGGAAUUCCGACCUGGUCAGAGCUGGCAGACCCAUUCCCAUAGCUGACCUCUUCAGCUGACUUUGCGGGCCCCUCCGAGGCCAUGACGUCCGUUGAACUGGCAAAACAGAUCAUCCAGAAAGGCUCUGGAACCAAGGGUGCCAGAAACUCGGUGGCGGACCUGUCGAUACCUUCUUUUGUUAUUUUUCUGAAUAACGCAUGAAAUGCUUGAUAUUGUUCAUCACUCUUUCAUAUUGAAAUUUACAAAUAUCUUGUUUGCACAAGGUGAACUACUUGGCUAUCUGUGUAAGAGGUGAGCUAGAAGUAGCCUUGCUGUAAAUAUUAAACCAGGCACACCCAGUUCUCUAAAAACCACUUAUUCCAAGUGUCAUAGACUAAUUUGAGCUGAUUGCUUCUCAGUAACGACUCCAAUUUCCAAAAAGAAGAUGGAAGACACCAGCUGUUUCAAGAACAAAUUAGUUUCAAGUUCACCAUCAGUUACUUUCAUCGACUAGCUGCCGAAUACCAAUUUUUCACCUGCAUGAAACUAGUUGUAUUUAAUUAGGCAAUAAUGGAUGCUUCUGCUUAAUCAUUAGUUUGCUAAGAUGUUGCAGUGAUUGUAAUACGACAAAAACACGCUGAAUUUAUAAUGGAUGCUGCAAGAAAGUAAGAUUUAGGUUGCUCCCAUUGGAUUGAAGUUGAGACAGAAAAAUCUGUUUAAUAAAUAUAAACAAUAAAUAUUUUUUUAUUGUGAAACUGAUUAAAAAUAAGAAAAUAUAACUGAAAGAAAUGAUGAUUUUUAAAUAGACCUUCAGAUUUUCCACUUCAGUGUAUACAUCAAGUUACUAAUGAGAUGUUUUUGCAGAACAGAUGAUAAUUGCACAGACUGCUGUUACUUUUGCAUAUUACGUUUCAGUUAAAAACAAUACAAGACAAAUUAAGCUGAUAAUAGGAUAGUAAAACCAAGUUGUAAAUGCUGUCAUUGCGGGAACACGGUUCAACUGAUGAGGAAGAUUUAUCAGAUAGAUACAUGGCACUCUUUCAUUACGCUAUAAAAACACAAGAGGUUCUGAAGGGUUAUAAAUGCAAAGGAAUAAAAGUAGUGGAAGAGAAUGACCCAAUGUACCCCAACCUCGGGAUUAACAUUCCCGUCACGCACUGGAUACAAUUGUGGAGUGCUGCUGACAAUUUUUUUCUUUCUAUAAUGUGGAAUGAAAUACCAGUCUGUUUCAAGAACAACUACACAAAGAUAGGAUGUCACUGGCUCCAGACUUAAUCUUCUGUUUAAUCCUGAAAAGAUCAACUGCAGUGUAGUUGUAAAAGUUUCAUCACAUUAAAUGCUCUGUAACAUUGUGAAUACACAAAUAGAACAACAUAGGCAUUAGGUCACCCAUGUUAUUGAUGCGAGAGUGAGCGAGAGAUCUUUCUCGAGGUAUUCUCCUGCUUUUAAUAGGUCCGGUAUUGUUCCUGUCUGUAAAGCCUUGGUUCAGUUUGUAGGAAAAGGGGAAUCUAAAUCAAUAGUCCACUUGUUGGGAACAAAUGAAUUAUUCUUACAUGAAUGUAAUGCAGCACUUCCACAGCCCACUGAACAGCUUUGUGAAGGAGAUGAACUGUGCAAAAUCAUCUGCAGCUCUCAGUAAUAACGCAUUGUGCAAGUUAAUUUUUAUUUCAUAUACUGGGACAAGACUCUGUCCUUGUGUAAGAACAACUUAUGAAAGGGAAAAAAAAAGUCAUUGCAAUGAAACAUGAUACAUGAGAACAUCUUAAGUGCGUUUGGGGGAUAAAGCACCUCACAGUGUGUUAAACCCUCAGAAGUGUACCUUGCAAUGGUACAUUUUUCAGCAGAUCUGCGUGAUUGUGGGGAAUAGUGCACUGCAAAGAAUUUGUGUGACUAAAGUGCUAAUUGCUUUUAAUGUAAUGUGAUGUGCAAGCUCCCCAGGUGCAUCAGAUCCGUUCGAGUACUUUACAUAUUGGGUACAUUUUGUUCCGUGUGUAAAGUACAAUUUCUUUACCGAGACUAGCAUGCUUAACGUAAUACGUCAGUAAAACCUUUUUUCUCUAAUUAAUCUAACGAAGAUCUUUGACUUGACCAGUGAUGAAUGUACGAAAAGUGGCAGGCCGGCAAAUCCAGGGCAAAAAUCAAAAAGGGCCACUUUUCAGCAUAAUAGUAUGAGGGGUAAGAGUGUUGUAAAAACAGGCCUGAAGGCUUUGUGUCUCAAUGCAAGGAGCAUUCGUAAUAAGGUGGAUGAGUUGAAUGUGCAGAUAGCUAUUAAUGACCAUGAUAUAGUUGGGAUCACGGAGACAUGGCUCCAGGGUGACCAAGGCUGGGAGCUGAACAUCCAGGGAUAUUCAAUAUUCAGGAGGGGAGACAGAAAGGGAAAGGAGGUGGGGUAGCGUUGCUGGUUAGAGAGCAGAUUAACGCAAUAGAAAGGAAGGACAUUAGCUUUGAGGAUGUGGAAUCGAUAUGGGUAGAGCUGCGAAACACUAAGGGGCAGAAAAUGCUAGUGGGAGUUGUGUACAGGCCACCUAACAGUAGUAGUGGAGUUGGGGAUGGCAUCAAACAGGAAAUUAGAAAUGCGUGCAACAAAGGUAAAACAGUUAUAAUGGGUGACUUCAAUCUACAUAUAGAUUGGGUGAAUCAAAUUGGCAAGGGUGCUGAGGAAGAGGAUUUCUUGGAAUGUAUGCGGGAUAGUUUUCUAAACCAACAUGUAGAGGAACUAACGAGAGAGCAGGUUAUUCUAGACUGGGUAUUGAGUAAUGAGGAAGGGUUAGUUAGCAGUCUUGUUGUGCGUGGCCCCUUGGGCAAAAGUGACCAUAAUAUGGUUGAGUGCUUCAUUAGGAUGGAGAGUGACAUCGUUAAUUCAGAAACAAGGGUCCUGAACUUAAAGAAAGGUAACUUUGAGGGUAUGAGACAUGAAUUGGCCAAGAUAGACUGCCGAUUGAUUCUUAAUGGGUUGACGGUGGAUAUGCAAUGGAAGGCAUUUAAAGACUGCAUGGAUGAACUACAACAAUUGUUCAUCCCAGUUUGGCAAAAAAAUAAAUCAGGGAAGGUAGUGCAUCCGUGGAUAACAAGGGAAAUCAGGGAUAGUAUCAAAACAAAAGAUGAAGCGUACAAAUUAGCCAGAAAAAGCAGCCUACCAGAGGACUGGGAGAAAUUCAGAGACCAGCAGAGGAGGACAAAGGGCUUAAUUAGGAAAGGGAAAAUAGAUUAUGAAAGAAAACUGGCAGGGAACAUAAAAACUGACUGCAAAAGCUUUUAUAGAUAUGUGAAGAGAAAAAGAUUAGUUAAAACAAAUGUAGGUCCCUUGCAGUCAGAAACGGGUGAAUUGAUCAUGGGGAACAAGGACAUGGCAGACCAAUUGAAUAACUACUUUGGUUCUGUCUUCACUAAGGAAGACAUCAAAAAUCUGCCGGAAAUAGCAGGGGACCGGGGGUCAAAUGAGAUGGAGGAACCGAGUGAAAUCCAGGUUAGCCGGGAAGUGGUGUUAGGUAAAUUGAAUGGAUUAAAGGCCGCUAAAUCCCCAGGGCCAGAUAGGCUGCAUCCCAGAGUACUUAAGGAAGUAGCCCCAGAAAUAGUGGAUGCAUUAGUGAUAAUUUUUCAAAACUCUUUAGAUUCUGGAGUAGUUCCUGAGGAUUGGAGGGUAGCUAAUGUAACACCAUUUUUUUAAAAAGGGAGGGAGAGAGAAAACGGGGAAAUACAGACCAAUUAGUCUAACGUCGGUAGUGGGGAAACUGCUAGAAUCAGUUAUUAAAGAUGGGAUAGCAGCACAUUUGGAAAGUGGUGAAAUCAUUGCACAAAGUCAGCAUGGAUUUAUGAAGGGUAAAUCAUGUCUGACGAAUCUUAUAGAAUUUUUCGAAGAUGUAACUAGUAUAGUGGAUAAGGGAGAACCAGUGGAUGUGUUGUAUCUGGACUUUCAGAAGGCUUUCGACAAGGUCCCACAUAAGAGAUUAGUAUACAAACUUAAAGCACACGGUAUUGGGGGUUCGGUAUUGAUGUGGAUAGAGAACUGGUUGGCAGACAGGAAGCAAAGAGUAAGAGUAAACGGGUCCUUUUCACAAUUGCAGGCAGUGACUAGUGGGGUACCGCAAGGCUCAGUUCCGGGACCCCAGCUAUUUACGAUAUAUAUUAAUGAUUUGGACGAGGGAAUUGAAUGCAACAUCUCCAAGUUUGCGGAUGACACGAAGCUGGGGGGCAGUGUUAGCUGUGAGGAGGAUGCUAGAAGGCUGCAAGGUGAUUUGGAUAGACUGGGUGAGUGGGCAAAUGCAUGGCAGAGGCAGUAUAAUGUGGAUAAAUGUGAGGUUAUCCACUUUGGUGGCAAAAACAGGAAAGUAGAUUAUUAUCUGAAUGGUGGCUGAUUAGGAAAGGGGGAGAUGCAACAAGACCUGGGUGUCAUGGUACACCAGUCAUUAAAAGUGGGCAUGCAGGUGCAGCAGGCAGUGAAGAAGGCGAAUGGUAUGUUAGCAUUCAUAGCAAAAGGAUUUGAGUAUAGGAGCAGGGAGGAUAAGAGGGAAGUCUUUUAGGACCGAGAUGAGAAAAUCAUUUUUUACACAGAGAGUGGUGAAUCGGUGGAAUUUUCUGCCACAGAAGGUAGUUGAGGCCAGUUCAUUGGCUAUAUUUAAGAGGGAGUUGGAUGUGGCCCUUGUGGCUAAAGGGAUCAGGGGGUAUGGAGAGAAGGCAGGGAUGGGAUACUGAGUUGGAUGAUCAGCCAUGAUCAUAUUGAAUGGCGGUGCAGGCUCGAAGGGCUGAAUGGCCUACUCCUGCACCUAUUUUCUAUGUUUCUAUGUUUCAACCCGCCAAACAGAGACGCUGCUUAUUCCGCCGAGUUACUCUAGCAUUUUGUAUCUAUCUUCAAGACUUCUAAGAUGUUCUGUGUUUCCAUGAGAUC